Molecule: messenger RNA, 2851 nt
Organism: Cariama cristata (Red-legged seriema)
Lineage: Eukaryota; Metazoa; Chordata; Aves; Cariamiformes; Cariamidae
Gene: EFCAB6
Product: EF-hand calcium binding domain 6
Cellular component (GO): nucleoplasm
Molecular function (GO): calcium ion binding
Source: RefSeq, a predicted model, not a curated record
AGUAAAUUCAGCUAGAGGAGAUGAAGCUUUCUCCAGUGACACUGCUCUUCAGAAGCUGUGCAGAUACAUCCAAGAUGCUUAUCCCUCUUUAAUGCAGGCAUUCCUUGUGCUUGAUGAAAAACGAGAUGGAAAGAUCACGAGAAAGGACCUUCAUUAUGUUUUACAUGACUUGGUAUUUCAAAUGAAAGAUGAAGACUUUCAGGAGUUAAUUGAGAUAAUUGAUCUAGAACAGACUGGAUACUUUGACUACCAUGAAUUUUUAGACUUGUUUGAAGAAAAAGAAUCAGUAGUGUUGGAAGAUCAUGGCAUGCCAAUGGAUGACAGUCAACUUAAUCUACUAACAGAAAAGCUAGGAUUACCAGGUGGAGGGUUGAGUUAUCUGCAUUUUGUGGCAAUACUGGAAGAUGCCAGAUUGAAUGGGCUGGGAGCUAUGUUAUGGAACAGUCCAAACCACAGAGUAAAUGAUGCUAAAUACCACUACAAGACUGCUGAAGAAUGUUUCAAUCGACUUAAUGAUAAGCUGAUGGAAAUCUACAGGGACACCUAUUCUGCCUUCCGUGAAACAGACAGUAACCAUGAUGGUAUCAUCAACAUGCGUGACUUUCGGCAGUUCUUGGACAGCUUUCUGCUGCAUCUUAGAGAUGAUGAGUUCCUAUGCCUACUUGGUUUGUUGGGAAUGAACCUGAUCUCCACAUUCAAUUACUAAGAAUUCUGUGAACUGUUCCGCACCCAAGAAACUAAGGAAAAACCUCCUCGGCUCAUGCCAUCUCACAAAAAGAACCAGAUGAUAAUGGGUGCAGAGCUGGCUUGUGAUCAUGCUCAUUACUACCUUGUUAUCAAAGCAAGAACCAGAUGGCAUGACCUAGCAAGGAAUUUUCAAGACUUUGACAGUGAAGGAAAUGGCAUUACACAGCCAAGGGACUUGAAGACAGUCUUGUAGAUUGGCAUUCCAAUCACCCCAGAAGAAUUUAAGCAGCUUUGGCCGAGGUAUGAUACAGAUGCAAAAGGAUCUUACCAAGAAUUUUUACAGAAACUGGGGAUAGAGUUUGCACACACUGACGCAGGGCUCCGCAGAUACAUCACAGAAGACAGCUAUGCAAAUUUACAAGCACAUUAUAAUAACCAACAAAAGAAGCAUUCAAAGCUGCAAGAGCAGCAGAAACAGCAAACUAAAGCUGAUGACACUGUGUACAAUAUAAAUGUAACUUUACAAAAAAAAGACUCUGAAAAGUCGAGUCUCAGAAGGGAUAAAUUUAGGGAUUACUUCCAAGAUUUCAAUAAGGCCUUUCAUAAAGAUAAAAAUAGAGGUGGCUAUGUAACAGUAUGUGACCUGCACAGGAUACUACAAGAAUUCAACUAUUACCUUGAUCACGAUCGGUUGAGCAGUCUUCUGAACAGCUUAGGAAUCAGCAUUCAUGACAGCAAGCUCUCUUAUUUUGAUUUCCUGAGAGCAAUUGAUGAUGGCAGAGCAUCUAAAUACCAACAGAGACAAAAGCAGGCUGCACCACCUGCAAGCUUUGCAGCACUCAGCUUAGAACAGACUCUAAUUAAGAUAAAAGAAAUAGUUGCAUCAUCUUAUGAUUUGUUGUACAAGGCAUUUUCUCUAUUUGAUAAAGAAGAGAUUGGGGUAAUUAAAAUACUGGAAUUUCAGCGAGUAUUUGCAUUCUGCUUUAAAUUAUCAGACAAGAAGUUGAGGCACCCUCUCAAGAGCCUUAACCUUUGUGAGGACUUCAGAGUAGACUGGAAAGUUUUCCUGAAAAACGUAAACCACCUCAUAAAGACUGAGGAAGGGCAAAAAGUCAUUCCGCCUAAAUCUUCUUGGGAGCUGUCAGAGACAGGCAUCCUCUCACAGAUACAAGAAGUAGUGACUGCUGGCUUUAACAAAAUUGCACAAGAGUUUAAAGAUAUUUACUCUUCAAAAGAUAAAACAGUAUCAAAAGAGGAGUUCUGGGAUAUAUGUAACUGACAUUUUCAGCGGCUGACUGAAGAACAAUUUGAAAAUCUUUGGAACGCAGUGGAUGUCAGCACUGGUAGACGGUUGAAGUAUCAGGACUUUUUGAAGAAGUUCAGCUCAGAACUUCUAAGAAUGCCAUCAAGCACUCCCAGAGCAACUAGUUCUACCAAGCCAGCUAGCCAUGCCGUGCAGGACCCACACGUGUCUUCUCAGCCUGAACAUCUCAAGACAUCAUCUUCUCUAGUAGGGCAAAAGAGCAUACCAGCAUCCAGUCGUUCUCAGACAAAAACUAGUUCUGCACCUGUCCUUAACUGCGAAACAAUAGAAAAUAAGGUAAGAAAGAACAUCCAACAUUCCUGGAGAGGCAUACUGAAAGUGUGCAAAGAGAAGGAUGUCAGCAAGCUAGGAGAAAUCCCAGUGUCAGACUUCCUAGGUUUGUUACCAUCUGAAAAGUCAGAUUUGGAUUUAAGUGAAGGGGAAAUUAAGCAAAUAACAACAAAAUAUGAUUUCAAGAAAAAUGGAAGAUUUGCAUACUAUGACUUCCUUCAGAGUUGUAUCUUCUUGUUAAAACCACCGGAAAGCUCACUGCUACAGAGGGUCAUUAUACAGAAACCACAAAAGCCACUGAGUCCUGGACCACAAACCACCUCGUUCUUCAGUGCAAUGUUGAGAAUUCAGCCCCAGAUCCUGCACUGCUGGAGACCAGUGAAAGAAACUUUUAAAUCCUAUGAUGAAAGUCGUACUGGACUGUUAAAUAUUGCAGAUUUCAGACAAGUUCUUCAUGAGUACAGCAUGGACCUAACUGAAGAGCAGUUAUUCAACAUUUUGGAAUACUAUGCUAAAACUUUGUCUUCAAAAAUAUCCUAUAAUGAUUUUCUCUGGGCAUUUGUUCAGUAG